UUCCGCUUCCGCCCCCAUCCACUUCAUUUCAAUUCAUUCCCCCUCCUCCCACAAUUGAAUUCCGCCGUGGCCGCCGCCGUCUCCCUCUCCGGCACCCGAAAUGGCGUAAUCCCCGCCCCCAAAUUCCCCUCGCCCCCGCAGUUCAAAUACCUCGCCGCCACCACGUUCCUUCAUUCUGGAAUCGCGGAGAUCCCCAAAUCCAGCCGCCCCGAACCCUAACCCUAGUCUCCCACCCCCACCAUGAAGGCGUCGAUCAAAUUCCGCGACGACGACCGGCCGCUGCUGCGCGCCAAGGUGCCCAUCGGCGUGCUCGGCCUUCCCUUCCUCUCCGGCGUCUCGGCCGGCAGCGACGCCAAGGACCUCCGCUUCGACCUCUCCACCGCCUUCCCCUCCGGCCCGGCGCUCCGUCUCUCGUACCACCCCAACGACCCGCUCCAGCCCUUCGCCCUCUCCGUCCGCACGGGACUCGGCGCGCUCGGCUCGCCCAUCCGCGCCCCCUUCGCGCUGUCCGCCGAGUUCAACCUCCUCUCCUCCAACCCGCCCGCGUUCUCGCUCCUAUUCAAGCCCCGGCUCGGUGACUUCUCCCUCGCUAACUCCGUCCGUUCUCCGCCCCUCUCCGACGCCCCCGCACUGCCGCCGCCCCACAAGCUGGCAGACCUCUCCAACGGCGACGACCGUGAUCAUGAAGACCACAAGGCAUUCUCCCUCAACGGGAAUGGGAACGGUAACGGGUUCGCAUCCGACGUUGUGGCAGCUGGGAGGAGCGCCGGUGGAGUGGGCACACUGCUGUCCGGGAUGCGCCUUACGACCAGGAGCGUGCUGCCACUGUGGAACAAGGCCAGCCUGCGGUUCCAGUGGGGGCUGCGUGUGCCACCCGAGCUCAAGGCAGCACUAGCUGACGAUGGAUACGGGCGGAAGGCUGGGAACCUUGCUGUCAGCAAGCUGCCGCUGCUUGUCAUGAACAAGAUCACAAUUGAGCACACGCCACUGGCGCAUCUGAGCGCCGAAGGGGACAAGAAGGGGAAGAAAGCAUCUGCAGCAGAGGGAGAGGAAUUCUCAUUGGUGAAGAGGCAGCUGGAGACCCUGAAUGGUGAGAGCAUCAUGCUUCGACAUGCUGUGGAGGGCCUGCGUGCUGAGGUCAGUGCCAGCCGAGCAAUUUCAAUCCCCUGUAAAGGUGAGGCUCAAAGGAUGCCGACGGUAUCGCCACCUUCGCAACAUCCAUUUCCUGUGAAGCAGGAACUCCAUGGGAAUGGUAAGGAACUGGCUGAUGGCGGACCCAGUGACGCAACUGAGGAGUUGAAGAAGGCUAUAGAGGCCCGCAGGAAGUGAUGAGUUAGGGCUUUCUGAUGUUGUAAGCUCUGCAGUUACAUGGCUGUGGUGUUCAUUUUUGUGCUUAAUAAUAGAUUGGUAGGCAGUUUGCAUCCUGGAGCGGAAGCAAAUGAGAUUCUCGUAAGGUGAUGCAAUAACUUUCCAUGUUUUCCAUGUCUCUGUUUAUCUUAGGAUAUAUCAUCAUGUAUAAACCUGUGUUUUUGUCAUUGCAACUUCCCGUUUGUAGAAGUUUCAACUUCCAUUGUGAUAUUUGAAAUGUGUUUGUUACCUGAUA
This is a messenger RNA of Brachypodium distachyon (stiff brome), 1603 nucleotides long. RefSeq lists its product as uncharacterized. The transcript has a single exon. Bases 241 to 1329 code for a protein of 362 amino acids. NCBI's taxonomy places the organism in Eukaryota, Viridiplantae, Streptophyta, Magnoliopsida, Poales, Poaceae. The record is from RefSeq and is a predicted model, not a curated record.